Tribolium castaneum (red flour beetle) is the source of this 1052-nucleotide messenger RNA. RefSeq names its product transcription factor Adf-1. Gene Ontology annotation, molecular function: DNA binding. Gene Ontology annotation, biological process: regulation of transcription by RNA polymerase II. The record is from RefSeq and is a predicted model, not a curated record. The transcript has 3 exons. NCBI's taxonomy places the organism in Eukaryota, Metazoa, Arthropoda, Insecta, Coleoptera, Tenebrionidae. The coding region runs from base 342 to 989 and encodes 215 amino acids. Gene Ontology annotation, cellular component: transcription regulator complex; nucleus.
AGUCCUCCGUAAAAAUGACAACAAUAUUGUAAACACCAAAAAUCAUGUGGACCUGCGUAUGUGACGCAAAAACGCAAUCAUUCAUAAUGGAAUAAUAAAACUGAACGAUUUUGCUGAAGCGCGUCCUUCCAGUUCCGGUUGUGUAUAAAUAUCGAUCGCGUAACGUAUACGGUCCGCUUAUCGUUCCCCUCUCCCUCCUAUAACGGGAACGGAAACGCGAAGGUCAUCCAAGUUCAACUUUACAGUUGUCGACUGACGCGGCGUUCUCAACGUUAUUUCAUCACGUUUUGGUUUAGUUAAAGUGUUUCGAGGGGAAUUAGUACGAAGAAAUUAACAUUGAGAUGGAUGUGGACGAGUAUUUAGUGUCUCUGAUGGAAAAACAUCCCAAUUUGUACAACAAACGCGACGAAUUUUACAAAGACACCAAACGCAAACGGGAAUCGUGGGACGCCAUUGCGAAAGCAAUGAAUAUGGACGUAAAUUCGGUGAAAAAGCGAUGGGAGAACUUAAGGGAUAGAUUCGUCCGAGUCUACAGAGAAUACACCGAUUAUCCCGCUUUAGCAGGAAGCAUCAGAAACAAAUACAAAUUAUUCGAUAAUAUGAUCUGGCUAGCACCUCACAUCCGCAAACGCAGAAUGACGUCUUCAGUUUUCGCAAUGAAGAGUAAAGCCAGCACUAGCAACCAAUUCAACUUAAACGACGACACGCAAAGCAGUGAAACCCACGAAAGUAUAAACAUAAAAACCGAAACACAAUCGAAUUUAUCCGACGUGAGUUAUCACGAAUCGUUCUUGGACGAAGAAGUUUUACUAUCAACAACAACACAGAAACAAAAUGAAACGAAUCAAGUGGUACAAAAUAAGUCCGAUCAUUAUUUUAUGAUGUCGGUAGUACACGAUUGUCAGAGUUUACCACCGAGAAAAAAAUUAAAAUUCAAGAAAGAUGUUUUAGGGUUAUUGGAAAAAUAUCUCUUCGAGGAUGAAAAAUAGUGGCAUUUUUUGAUAAUAAUAACUGUACAUUACGUUGAUUUUAAUAAAUAUUUUAUUAUUGUG